GUCUAGGGGCAACGCUCGAUCCGUGUCACGACUUCAGCCCCGACGGGAUCCGUAUGCUACAGCAACCCGACAACGAAAAGGAGUCGCAGCCAGCACGGAUCCUGCGGAAUUCGACUCUGUCAUUGACAAGGUUUCAAAGCCCAGAGAGAUGUGGCAGCCGCGCCGAAGUGGCGAGCCGCUUCAGCUGAAGCGGCCUCCAGACGAUGCCGAUCCCGGCACGACAGAUCGCCCAGCUGUUGCUUCCAGCAAGGGGCCGGGGUCUCCAGUAUGCGUGACGCUCGUGACGCUCAAGGUCCGACACUUCAUGGACAUGAGCGACCAGCCUGGGCCCUUAGCACAGGUGACAUUCAUUACCUUCAACCGCGAGAGCAACUUGCUGUUCUCCUGCGGUAAGGACAAGCUGGUCUGUGUCUGGAGCUUUCCAGAUGGAGAGUUGUUGGGUAGCUACAGAGGUCACAACGGAGCUGUGUGGUCUUGCAGCGCCACAUUUGACUCCAGGUGGCUGGUGACGUGCGGCGCGGACCGGCUGGUCAUUGUUUGGGAGGCUCACACCUCGAGGGAACUUGCCCGAGUGGAGCUUCCUGGCGUAGUGCGAUGUGUGGAGUGGGCCGGAGCAGCUCCUGGUGUCAAUGCCUCGGACGUAAGCGAACGCUUCGUGACUGCACACAACCGCUUUGGUGCGCACCCGCCUGCAUUGUCUGUGUGGCGUUUUGAUGGCAAAUCCAUUCAGGAGCUGCUUGUCAUUUCCAAGCUGCCCUCCGCGGCCCUGCAGGUGAGAUGGGGUAGGGCGAACUACUUCAUCGCCAGCGCUCAUGACAGCGGUGAGCUCAUUUUUUGGCGAGCAGACACUGGAGCCGAAGUCAAGAGACUAAAGGCCCAUGAUGCCGGCAUUUCUAAGUUCGAUUUCAACGAUGAUCGAGAACUUGUGGCCACAGUCUCACAUGAUAUGAGCGUUUGCAUAUGGGACAUUGGAAAAGGCACUGAGUGGCGGAUGUUGUACAAAGCGCAGACAGACCGGCCGCUCAACGCCGUGGCCCUGGGCCCGCUGCCGCAGAAGGCCGCUCUCGGCGCCACAGCCUUGAGCCGACUCGAGCCUGUCGGACUCUCGGAGACAUCUUUUGACGAUGAUGUUCCCAGGCUCCAGCUGAGCGUCCAGGGCACGUUUGCGUGGUGGCGGCUGGUGGCCAGGCUCCAUGGUGCCACACCCUACAGAACCUCAAACAAGAAGCAACAUUUGGAUGUCUGUGUGGAGGAUGUGCGAGAUGUUGCCCGGAGCAGCAGCGCGACUGAGCAGUUCGGGUCACUGCUCUUUCGUCUGGGUUUCGAGAAGUUACCCUGCGACCUGAAGGCCGAUGGAGUGACCAACAAAGGUCACUUUGGCCCGGUCCACACCCUGGCUUUUGCCGGCGAUGGCUCCGCAAUUGCCUCGGGCUCCGAGGAUGGCUUUGUGCGAGUGCACAUUUUUGACAAAGAGGUGCUGAAUGUCAAGGGCCUGCCUUUUUGGGGCACGAGGCUGCAUGGCAGCGUGUCUGCCUCAGAGGUUGAGUGCAUGAACUCCACUGGACUCGACAUGGCCAGCGACCUGGCUGAGCUGGGGACGGUGCAGGAGGCUUUCAGCAACAGCUUUCUGAUGAUCCUGGUCACAGAGCUUGGUGACAAAACAUUCUUCAUUGCUGCGUUACUUGCCAUGAGACACGACCGGCUGGCGGUCUUCUUCGGAUCUGCAGGCGCGCUGGCUGCAAUGACUGCCUUGAGUGCGACGAUUGGACUGGUCCUUCCGAAGUUGAUGCCGCGAAAGUACACUCACUGGGCAGCCGUAGCGCUUUUCGUAUACUUCGGCAUCAAGCUCUUGUGGGAGGCAUUUCAGAUGCUGCGCAGCGGAAGUGGUAGCGGGCCCAGCGAAGAGCUUGAAGAGGUCGAGCAAAGCUUGAAGGAAGAGAGCUCCAAGGACAAGCAGACUUGGGCCGUAGCUGGCCAGGCUCUGACCCUCACCUUUCUGGCCGAGUGGGGCGACCGCUCGCAGAUUUCGACAAUUGCCUUGGCAGCUGCAAAGGACCCUCUGGGUGUGACGCUGGGUGGAAUUAUCGGCCAUUCCUGCUGCACGAGCCUGGCAGUCAUCGGAGGCCGAGUACUGGCUGAACACAUCUCUGAGCGGAUGGUUGUCAGUGCUGGUGGGGUCCUUUUCCUUUGCUUCGCUCUGCAUGGCGCCAUCAUGGGCUCGGAUUGA
Symbiodinium pilosum is the source of this 2227-nucleotide messenger RNA. Lineage: Eukaryota; Dinophyceae; Suessiales; Symbiodiniaceae. The record is from the annotation of a GenBank genome assembly.